Messenger RNA from Aspergillus pseudoviridinutans, 246 nucleotides. RefSeq lists its product as uncharacterized. NCBI's taxonomy places the organism in Eukaryota, Fungi, Ascomycota, Eurotiomycetes, Eurotiales, Aspergillaceae. The record is from RefSeq and is a predicted model, not a curated record. Gene Ontology annotation, cellular component: extracellular region. The coding region runs from base 1 to 246 and encodes 81 amino acids. The transcript has 3 exons.
AUGAAGCUCUCUGCUAUCCUCCUAGCUGCCGUCCUUGGUAUGCCCGUCUACGGGCAGGGCGAAAAUGGGGCCGGUGAGGGUGGCUCCGUGUGUGGUGCUGGCCUAAUUUACACCCUAGCCCAGUGCUGUAAAGCGCAAGCGUUUGAUUUGGCAGACGUUGACUGCAAGCCCCCGAGAGAACCUCCUUCAUCCCUUGAAUCAUUUAAGGCGUUAUGCGCGUCUGAAGAUGAAAUCCCCCUUUUAUAG